This is a messenger RNA of Mycetomoellerius zeteki, 1672 nucleotides long. It is a transcript of the gene drm, whose product is annotated as odd-skipped family member drumstick. The record is from RefSeq and is a predicted model, not a curated record. NCBI's taxonomy places the organism in Eukaryota, Metazoa, Arthropoda, Insecta, Hymenoptera, Formicidae. The coding region runs from base 787 to 1032 and encodes 81 amino acids. Gene Ontology annotation, biological process: regulation of transcription by RNA polymerase II; embryo development. Gene Ontology annotation, cellular component: nucleus. The transcript has 3 exons. Gene Ontology annotation, molecular function: DNA-binding transcription factor activity, RNA polymerase II-specific; RNA polymerase II transcription regulatory region sequence-specific DNA binding.
CAAACGACGACGACGACGAAGAGACCUUUGGCGGUUACACACGGCGUCCUACCGUCUUCUGGUGUGCCUACCUAUUCGGGCUACCAGCGAACCGAGCGACCAAACGAAGCUUCAGUCGACGCCGCGCACCCAAACGGUCCAGACCUGUCAGCCCGGAAGACACACGCGCAGCAACUCAACACUUUCACAAGCUACCGACCUACUAAGUAAUACGGAGAUCCCGACUGUUGGCAGCGUGACACUAUACGCGCACUAUACAGUUCGUUUUACAACUAACCGUAUUUCGCGAGUUUCGUUCUUUCGUUCAUCGAAAAUUUACGCUUCUACUCAAGUUCGAAAACUGUCCCUUGCGGAAGAGGACUACUGGACGUUGCUCGAGGACGAAUCCUUAUUCGCAUUCUUUCUAUCUCUAUCGGCAGCGAUACGAGGAUUCUCUCGCGACGUGGUACAAGCAGUGAUCUCACUCUCAGGAGUCAACCGUGCCCGAGACUAGCUUUGCGCGGGAGGAGAAGAGCGAAGUCGAAGAACGACAGUCAAGAAAGACAGACAAAAAGAGAAGGAGAGAGCAUACGAAAGUCUGCGAACGAGGCAGAGAAAGAGAGAGAAAAAGAGAGAGAAAGAGAGCGACGGUGAGGCAGUAAGAAAGGGGACAGAGGAAGACAGAAGACGUGGUGGGAGUGACUCCGGGCGUUAGCAAGAGAGCGAGAGAGGCUCGGGUAGAGGGAAAGGAGAGAUAGAGAGAGAGAGAGACUCGACCAAGAGAAGGAGCGGUGGGAAUUUAUAAGGAUGUUCGCGAUAAUGCCGAUGGAGACAGAGGGGCACGGCAGGGAGUUCGGCCGGCGGCAGAAGAUGCGCGCCAAGUGCACGGUAGAGUUCGUCUGCAAGUACUGCCAGCGGCGCUUCACGAAGCCCUACAACCUCAUGAUCCACGAGCGCAGCCAUAAGGACGACGUGACCUUCACCUGCGAGGUCUGCGGAAAGACCUUCAAGCGGCAGGACAACCUCAAGCAACACAGAUGUGGGUGGCGGUGAGCGGGAGCUCUGAACCUCCUGCACCUUGACACACGCACAACACACACACGCAUACAAAAUGGGCAUACCAUUAAUAAUACAAACUGCAACAAUAAUGGCAAUUGCAACAAUAACACUAGACGACAGAGUAUGACAAUAAUUGCAACACUACAAACUACAACCAUGCACUUUUUUAUUUGAUUACCCGCACUUUUUCCCGGUCGUGGCGAAAGCGCGAUCAACAACUAUGUCACUACCGCCACCACAGAAAACCCCAGCAUGUGUAUACUACUUUUUCUUCUUCUCUUCAUCUUCCUCUACUUCUUCUCCUCUGUCUGCCUCUUUCGCUAUUUCGUCUUCUCACUGUGUCUGCGACUUUUACUACCCUCUACGACUUCUUCAUCGUCGGCUAUUUCUUGUACUAACACGGCGCGCACGGGUCCCAACGCUUUAACGAGGCGGCAGGAAUGAUUGAUAGAUAGAAAGGAAAUUUAAAGGAUGUGAGUGGGAAGGAAGCGAGGGGUUUUCCCUGGAAAUGUACUUUCCUCAUCUUCCGAUUUCGACCAUCUUUGUUCCAGGAGCAUACACUCUGUUCCCUACAAGGGCUCCAACGGCUACUCAAAUGGCUAUUCGAAUGGCUACUCUAGGUAUUAGAAGCCAU